Messenger RNA from Mercurialis annua (annual mercury), 1375 nucleotides. Its product is annotated as high mobility group B protein 10. The record is from RefSeq and is a predicted model, not a curated record. Bases 164 to 1123 code for a protein of 319 amino acids. NCBI's taxonomy places the organism in Eukaryota, Viridiplantae, Streptophyta, Magnoliopsida, Malpighiales, Euphorbiaceae. Gene Ontology annotation, molecular function: DNA binding. The transcript is spliced from 6 exons.
UACAACAAUUAAAAUCUUACUUAAUAUUAUCCGAUCCAUCAUAUCAUAUCACCUUCUAUAAAAGAAAAAACAAACAUUAUUAAAACAGAAAUAAAAUUAGUAUUCUAUUAUUACAUUCUCUUCUUGUCUUAAACCCUCCAACAACACAAAACAAAGAAAAAAAAUGUCUAUCCAAAACCCAACUCCUACUACAGUUAUUUCUAUGCAACUUCAAGAAAUAGAGAGUGAGAGCAGACACUGUAGCCAACUUUUCAAGUCUUAUCCUUCACCCACUGCUCAAUUUGAACAUCUUCUUCAAAGUUCAGAUCUUUUCUGGGACAAGCUUAAAGCUUUUCAUCAAUCUUUUGGCACCAAAUUUAUGGUUCCUACUGUGGGAGGAAAAGCUCUUGAUCUUCACCAUCUUUUUGUGGAGGUAACAUCUCGAGGCGGCCUCGAGAAGGUGAUUAGAGAUCGCAAAUGGAAGGAUGUGAUAGCAGCCUUUAAUUUCCCGUCAACAAUUACUAGUGCAUCUUUUGUUUUAAGGAAGUACUACCUAUCAAUACUUUACCACUUCGAGCAGGUCUAUCAGUUCCACAAACAGGUCCCUUCAGUCUCAGUGUCAGAUGUUGUGAAUGAGAAUCUUGAGAAUGGAUCUGCAGAUCUAGAUGAAGGUGGCACGCCAAACCAACUUCACGGUAAGGGAAGUCCAGAAUUGGAUCUUGGCUCUUCUGUGAAUGGAAUCAUUGAUGGAAAAUUCGAUAAUGGCUAUUUGGUUACUGUAACCUUGGGCUCUGAACAUCUCAAAGGCGUCCUCUAUCAUAUUCCUAACUCGUUCAACGUGUCUCAGAAUUCUCAUACUGUAGAUUUACCCCAUCACCGGCACCGUAAAAGAUCCCGGUUAUUGUUACGUGAUCCCUCUCGGCCCAAGUCACAUAGGAGUGGCUACAAUUUCUUCUUUGCUGAGCAUUAUGCCCGGCUAAAGCCUUUACACCAUGGGCAAGAGAGACUCAUUAGCAAGAAGAUUGGUGUCCUAUGGAACAGCCUAACAGAGGCAGAAAAGCAAGUUUAUCAGGAGAAAGGUUUGAAGGACAUGGAGAGGUACAGGACGGAAAUGCUGGAGUACCGAUCUUCAUAUGCUCAAUAGAGUCUGAGUACCAAUCAUCAAUGUUCUCUUAGUGUAGGAUCGUAGUUGCUGCUGCUGGUUGUAGUUCUAGUUUAACUAUUCUUUUUUGGAACAGUAGCUAUAGUCUAACUUGUUCAUUAUUAUUAGCGUCUUCUUUUUAUGACAUUAUGUCUGUAGUUGUUAACAAGCAGGAGAUGAAAUGCUGUCACAUACAUAUGCUGAAUUUUGCUCUUCUAAUCAGAUUGAAUAGAGAAGCUUCAGAUUUUGAUUUAA